GACACUGGACGCGAAUUCUGGAUGUGGUGCGCAUCGGCAAGCUUAUCCCGCGCACCCCACCCUUGAUUUCGGAUUAAUCAGAGACAGACACGAGACAGCAGCAGUAUAUAAAUGACACACACCGAGAGUCCAAGUGGAUGCGCCCCCUCAACUUGUGAGAAAGCAAAACAAACAAGCCCUGACUUCGCGCGUGUUCUUAUUCGUUCCGACGCAUUUGUAAGGAGUUGAAACUAAUAAUGGGCGUGAGUUAUCCAUUGAAAGAGAGCCCGGAGACCUUGGCUUUUUUUUUCCUCCCUCCCCUUCUUUGGACCAACAUCUGAGCGCUCAAUUCAGUCGGUGAGAGGCAGAGGAGGAACCAGCAACAUGGAGUGCGCAGGAUGUGCGUCCACCUUUGUGUGACCGCAAAGGCUGCCUCCCGAAAACCAGCCAAGUAAGGUGCGCAGGAAGGAGGGGAGACGCGGAGUCAGAGGGUGUUUUAAGAGCGAGCAAGAGGAAGAGAGGGAGGAGAGAAGGGGAGGAAAGUGUGCACCAGGUGAUCGAGUGCUAAGAAACCUCCACGGAGGCUGCCGGCUUGGAACACAGGAUCAGCGACCAUGGUGCGAGCGCGCUGCCCGGGACUGGCCCUCUUCCUCCUCCUCCUCCUGGGGUGCACGGUGGCUUUGUGCCUCGGCCAGAACGACACGGAGCCCAUCGUGCUGGAGGGGAAGUGUCUCGUCGUGUGCGACUCCAACCCUUCCUCGGACGGAGCGGUCACGUCCUCUCUCGGCAUCUCGGUGCGCUCCGCCGGGGCCAAGGUGGCUUUUUCAGCCGUGCGUGGAACCAACCACGAGCCGUCAGAGAUGAGCAACACCUCCAUGACCAUCUACUUUGACCAGGUUUUAGUGAACAUCGGCAACCAUUUUGACCUGAAGGCGAGUGUUUUCCAAGCUCCAAGGAGAGGCAUUUACAGUUUCAGUUUCCAUGUGGUGAAGGUCUACAACAGACAAACCAUUCAGGUAAACCUGAUGCAAAAUGAUUACCCAGUCAUAUCAGCCUUUGCAGGGGACCAGGACGUAACGAGGGAGGCGGCCAGUAAUGGAGUACUGCUGAUGGUGGAGCGAGAGGACCGCGUCUAUCUGAAGCUGGAGCGAGGUACCCUCAUGGGCGGAUGGAAAUACUCCACCUUCUCAGGCUUUCUGGUCUUUCCUCUAUAAUCUGACCUUGGAUGUGACUCUGCUUAGGACGACAACAACAAGAAGAAUAACAAAAAAAAAAACAACAACAUGAAAUUUAUUUUAAACUCAAAGAACUUGUCAGCCAAGGAAGUCGAUGAAACUCCUGAAUGUCCUCAAACUCUUCCAUCCUCCUCCCACUACCCAUCCCCUCCUCCUCUUCCUCCUCCUCCUCCUCCUGCUCCUCCUCCGCCUCACAUCCGUCUACUAUCUUAGUCCAGUAUGAACCGUGGAGAUUCAAAUAUUCACAUCAAUCAACUUGUAUGCAGUCAGGACGUCGUCGUGGUGUUUGGAAUUUUUGCUGGCUUGGGGAACUUUGCCAAAAAGGCCAACAUUAAAGGAAGAGAGGACAUGACAUGGAAGAGGCGACGAGUGUGUUAUGCUCCAUUUUAAGUUUUGUAUAGCCUUAAAGAAUAUAUGCUUUCCGUCCAAGUGAAGUCUCUGGAAUUAUGGACAAGCUGAGAGAGAAGCGCUUUCACGCCCAAAGCCGUCUUUUGCACGAAUGGAUUUUUUGUUUGGUUUGUGCUGUCAAUGGUGUUUCGUUUGGAUGGUGAAAAUAAGCCGAAUUUGGCCACAAGAAGAAGAGCUAUUUAUGACAAGAAGAGGCCACUGGAAACGGCUUGACUUGAAGAGCCCUUUUAUUGGAGGGAAAAUUUAAAAAAAAGAACUAAUCUAUAAUUUUUAAAGUACAUUAUUCACAUUAGUGUGUUUUACAUUGCGGAAUUCGCAUAUAACUCUUGACUGAUUUAAUGUUCAGUGACGUUGCUCACGAAAUGUAACAUGUGGAAACAAUAGAAGAAGCCCUAUAUAUGUCCCGCUUAAUAAACAAUAUUGUAUUGUAGAGACAAA
Molecule: messenger RNA, 2060 nt
Organism: Hippocampus comes (tiger tail seahorse)
Lineage: Eukaryota; Metazoa; Chordata; Actinopteri; Syngnathiformes; Syngnathidae
Gene: cbln2b
Product: cerebellin 2b precursor
Exons: 4
Coding region: 594-1193 (199 amino acids)
Biological process (GO): maintenance of synapse structure
Cellular component (GO): synapse
Molecular function (GO): protein binding
Source: RefSeq, a predicted model, not a curated record